AUCAUGAUUAAGGAGGAGUGCAAAGCGCUGCUGGACGCGCUCAGCAGGGUGACCGCCUGCUACCGGCACAUGGUGCUGACCAUCGGCGGCACCUCGGACUCCCAGAACCUGCGGGAGGAGCUCAAGAAGACCCGGCAGAAAGCCCAGGAGCUAGCGGUGGCCAACAGGAACAAGCUCACCACGGUCCUGAAGGACAAAACUGUCAGUAAGGAAGAUAAAGCCGAGUUCGAGAGGCUAUGGGUGAUUUUCUCCACGUGCCUAGAGAUCCUGGAGAUCGACAUGAGGAGAGCCCUGGAGCUGGGCCACGAGUUCCCACUAAACGUCCCCAAAAAGCACCUGAUCCAGACGGGCAUGAGUGGGGGAACGUCUGGCGUGGCCGCCAGGGCGAUGAGCGUCCAGAACAUGAAAUAUGAGGCUGAGCGCAAUAUAGACGUGGUGGAUUUGAAAGACCUGGAGAAUGAAAUCAACCAGGUAGGAGAGAUGAUGUACGAGAUGGAAAUGAAGGUCAAUGUCCCCCAGUGGACAGUAGAGGCUAAGCAAGACCCAGGGGCUGAACUAAAAUCCACCAUCAGCGUGGGCGCUUCUUCUAUUGGCAUGAUCUCUGUGGAGGAAAAUAAAUCCUUCUGCGAUAUCAGCAAAGUUCUGGCUGGGAUUAUUUUCUCUGCUGUGCUCAUUAUCGCUAUUGUCCUGGCAGUCUGUGUGGUAAAACUCUCCUAGGGCAGCGCAGGCUCCGCCAAGAGUGACCCCCCCCUCCAGCCUGUCUUGGGAGCGUGUCAUUUCAAAACGGGUCACUCGGAUGAGCUGAGAAUUUAAACCUAGCACUUGAAAAAACAAAGGAAAACUUUUGCCUCUCAGUAUCCUAAAAUGCACGAUUUGUUUCUUCUUGCUUUUUGAAGAAAAGAGAUGCAAAUCAACCUGCAGAAUAGGAUGUCUUCAUCUGCUGGACUCGUAACGGUUAACUAUGAAGUACCAGGGUAUUAUCACUACUGGCUAUAACAGGGAUUUGUCUGCUAUUAAUAGAUCACUGUUCUCAGAAGCCUGUAUUUUUUGUUCUUUAAUAGGCUCUGGUAUUUGCUGCUGGUCACUGUUUACAGUAUUUGAAAGUAAUACAAAUUUGGAGGCUAACACAGAUGUUUUGUCCGACAAAGUGAACAGAAUAAUAUUGGGGUUUUUUUAAUCAAAUACACAAAAUGUUAUUUCAGUGGAGGAGAAGGGCAAGGAUGAAAACCCCAAUAAAAGAAUGUAAACAACCUCUAUUUUAGCUAAGUUCAUGGUUGGGGGGGGAAAGGUGUGAAGGAGGAUGGAGAAAACAGAACAAGCAAGGUUUGAUACCAAAUACUGUUUGUUGAUUUAGACUGGAUUUUACAGAACCCAGUUGCAUGGGUUGGCAGAGCAUACAUGAAUGACUAAUGGCUUUCCAAAUCCCCAGAGAAAAAAGGGAGAGUUGCACAUUCAAAAAAACACUAGCAAGCCUCGUGGGUCUCAUCCACAUUUACCACGAUUUUGUCUUCCCCUGCAGAAAGGCUGAUUCUUGCCACUAGUUCAAUGUUUUUUCUUUCUGUAGAAGCAAACAGGUUGCAUUUCACAGUUAAUUAUGAAAAUAGGAGCAAUGAGUCUACCCACAGCAGAAGCAGUAAUUUUUGAAAAUAGAUGCUGGCAAACAAAAAUGAUGUUGGAGUUAAAGCAGACCUUUCUAAUAAUCCAAAAAGAUAUCCCCUCUCAUGUUGACAGACAGGGAUUGAUGCCUGUGUAUGUACAGUCACAUUCCUGCAAGCUCCUGAAUUCUUUGCAGAAAUCCAGACAAAGCUAAAAACGUGUCUCAGUUUCAUCUCUCAUUCAUGCCUGAUUCAUCAUUUGGGAAACAGGAAGCCUGGAGGAUUGGUCCAAUUGGAUAUCCUGCAAUUGCUCUUGCAAUCCAAGAGCAGCAUAAAACUUUCCAGCGCCUCCCUAUAAAAUUGAGAACAUUUAAAUUUGGGGGGACAGACCCUAACUUUCCAGAGAAGCUCUAUAACGUUUUGUAAAAGGACGCAUGUAAUAUGGUAUUUUUUAUGUAACUUACAGAAACACCUUCUGUUACUGUGACUGCACACUAUCUGUUCAAGAAUGCUUGGUACAUACUUUAUCGUGCCAUAGGUGUAUGAGGCACUGCACAGGCAAAGAUAAAGACCCUGUAACAUUGCGUUUUAUUCUGCAUUGAUUAUUAUGGACACAUUAUCAAAAAGUAACAAUCAUCGGGCAUGUCUUGUGAAGUUACUAGACAAUAGUCUUGCUUGUUAAAUAAAAUUAUGGUGACAGCACUCUAUGAACAGCUAGUAUUUGUGAGUUAAGACCUAAAGAUACUUUGAAAAAUUGCAGCAGUUUAUUCUUUAAAAUUUAAGAGACCUGGAUUUGGAAAGAAAAAAGUGUGUGACAAAUUUGAAUCUGGUCACUUGUAAGUGAGAAAAAGAAUGAUGUAGGUGAGGAAAAAUAGUAAGUGAAGGCCUGAAUUAAAGGCUAUAGACUAUCAUUACAUUGAAGGAUAAUGCCAGUUCUGCACAUUGAUCCAGUCUAACUCCAUUCUCAUGGGAAUUCAGUUUUAUAAGAUGACUCCACAUUCCUUUCUAUUGUGUUUCACUCAUUCCAUCGGAUGUGUUUUAUACGUAGUUAAUCUAGGUUAGUAGAGAUCCCCAGCAGCAUUCUAACAAAGUCAAGCCUGUAUUUAUCGGUGCUACUGUUUCAGUCUGUCUAGACAAGGUGUAAUUGCUGUGUGUUGAUUUAAAUGAGAUGAUGUCCUUCACAAUCAUAUUGAGUAAACAUAUUUAUGGAAAAUACAGCAAAAGCCGCAGGAGAAUGUACAUAUUUGGAUUGCCACCGCUGGCCACUAAGUAUUUGUGGCUAUUUUCUCUCUUUGCACUCUCCUUUUACUUAGUUCACAGGAAGGUGGAUAGGAAGUUGGACUCUUAUUCUGUGCUUCUUGAAAACUCCAUGUUCCUUUUGAAAUCAGAUUGUUUAUCCACAUGUUCUGAAAACCCAAGUAAUGCAAGUCUGGUUUCUGGUGGAUGAGUAAAUGGUAACACCUACAGCGUGCGUUAUCUUGGUAUCCUGAAGCGGGUAUACUGUUUAUCCAUGGUUAGUUGUGUAGAAGAAUUCUUAAGAGUAGGUAAUCUCAUCUUCAAAAGCAAGCCUCAGUGAGUUGGUAAACUGUACACUUUCAGUCCACUGCAUUUUUUUUUAAUUUGGAUUUUUGAAUACAGGACUCAAUGAAUUUAUAUAAGUAGCCUAUUAAGUCUUGCUUCAUUAUGAAUAUGCACACAAUUAGUAUUUAAAGGAUUGGACAUUGGAAAAAUACUGUCUUUUCAAAUCUUAGGACAAAGCUGGCCGCGGAUUUCUUCAUCGUUAGUUUGUUCCUAAAAAUCUGUAUCAUCUUAUAUUUAGGCUAUCUGAAAUUAAAAGAUUAAGUAGAAUUCUAACAGAGGAUUGGCACCAUCUAAAUGGAUAAUGUUCCUGCCAUUAAUCUCCUACACUUGAUAUAACUGUACACUCAAUGUGACAGAGUUCAGGCACAACAGCGCAGAAAAUCAAACCAAGAUGAUACCACCAUCGCCCAAAAGUACUGAUGCCUCGUUUAAAUUAAGAAAUAAAGAGAUAUUGUAGGUUUGCUGUCUUCAUGUUUUUCCCCACUGGAAUGCAACUGGAAGGAGACUGGAAAUGCUAUUUUUUUAAGUGAAAAAUGGGAAGUCAAACUUCAAAAUACUCUGUAUUUAAAUAGCAUGAUGAAAAUGCAAAUACAUGCUGAUCAGUGAAUGAGAAUGUUACUGCGUUUUCAGCACAAGAGAAGAUGGUCAUGGCUUAAUUUCAAUGUACUUCAGUUCUUUUGUCUUUAUUCACAGGAUACACGCAUUAAAUUUACUCUAUACUAAAAUCUUAUUCCUGACUUGAAUGACACUGGUUUUGCCUGUGCAUGGGUGGUAUUUUCUACACUUUGAAUAAUUCAAACUUGUUACUGUCACUAUUUAUUU
Messenger RNA from Egretta garzetta (little egret), 3998 nucleotides. It is a transcript of the gene RGS9BP, whose product is annotated as regulator of G protein signaling 9 binding protein. Bases 4 to 717 code for a protein of 237 amino acids. Gene Ontology annotation, cellular component: photoreceptor outer segment; neuron projection. Gene Ontology annotation, biological process: detection of light stimulus involved in visual perception; G protein-coupled receptor signaling pathway. The transcript has a single exon. The record is from RefSeq and is a predicted model, not a curated record. NCBI's taxonomy places the organism in Eukaryota, Metazoa, Chordata, Aves, Pelecaniformes, Ardeidae.